Molecule: messenger RNA, 790 nt
Organism: Rhopilema esculentum
Lineage: Eukaryota; Metazoa; Cnidaria; Scyphozoa; Rhizostomeae; Rhizostomatidae
Source: RefSeq, a predicted model, not a curated record
GGAAGGUAGGCUAUUUUGAAUUUGAAUCUUUGUGAAGGUCGCACACCAUUUUAUUGUUGGAGCACUAGUUCGAAAGUGAUAUGGAUUCGUCUGCUACAUCACCAAAGAAAGCGAAGAAGACAGCAGCGCCCAAGAAGCCUGCCGCACAUCCUGCGUAUAAGGACAUGAUCGCGGAAGCAAUCAGAAUUCUGAAGGAGCGAAAUGGGUCAUCGCGACAGAAAAUUGCCAAGUAUUUACAAUCUAAUUACAAAGGUCUCGGUGAUGAGAGCGCUCUGAAGAGAAACCUGAAAGCCUCCUUGAAAAAACUGGUCGCUUCUGGCUUUCUCAUCCAAACGAAAGGGGUAGGGGCUUCCGGUUCGUUCAAGCUGCCUGCCGCUGCCAAGAAGCCUGCAGCAGUGAAAAAGCCAGCAGCAGCAAAGAAGGUUGCGAAAAAGCCAGCAGCGGCGAAAAAGGCUACUGCUAAGAAGGCUGCAACUUCAGUCAAGAAAAGCCCUGCAAAAAAGAAGGCCUCGACACCAAAGAAAGCCAGCGGAGCCAACAAGUCACCAAAGAAGCCCAAGGCCAAAGUGGCAAAGAAGCCUAAAAUAGCUGCUGGUAAGAAGGCAUCAGCUGCUGGUAAGAGCAAACCCAAAAAGGCUGCCAGCAAAAAGACAGCAAAGUCACCGGCUGGGAAGAAAGUGAAGGCUGCAAAGUCAAAGAAGUAGAUGGCAUCAGUGGAGGAGGGCCAUGUUUCCCACUUACCACCUGGUUUACCAUAUAAACAAACAGCUUUUUUAAAAGCUACCAAAAA